AUGGCCCCCGAGGCCGGGGCGCCCUCGCGCGUCCCGCGCCUGCUGCCCUGGGCUGCGCUGCUGCUCCUGGCCGCGCUGCCCCCCGUCGCUGCCUCGGCGGGGGCCCCAGUUGAUCACCCACUGAAGCCAAGGCACGUGAAACUGCAGUCCACUAAGAUGGGCCUGAAAGUCAUGUGGGACCCACCCAAAGAUGCUGCCAGUAGACCCGUGGAGCAUUACAACAUUGCCUAUGGGAAGUCACUGAAAACUCUUAAGUACAUCAAGGUGAAUGCGGAGACAUCCUCCUUCCUUAUUGAGGAUGUGGAGCCGGGGGUAGUAUACUUUGUGCUGGUUACUGCAGAAAACCCCAGUGGAGUGAGCCGUCCUGUUUACAGAGCUGAGAGCGCGCCUGGAGGUGAAUGGAUCAAGAUUGAUGCUUUUCCCAUUAAGGGUCCAGGACCAUUUAAUGAGACCGUCACAGAGAAGGAAGUGCCCAACAAGCCGUUGCGUGUGCGUGUCCGGUCCUCAAAUGACAAGCUGUCUGUGGCAUGGAAGGCCCCACGCCUGUCUGGAGCCAAAAGUCCACGCAGAUCACGUGGCUUUCUUCUGGGCUAUGGGGAGAGUGGCCGAAAGAUGAACUAUGUGCCCCUGACGAGAGAUGAGCGGAGUCAUGAAAUCAAAAAGCUCGCCUCAGAGUCGGUGUACGUGGUCUCUCUGCAGUCCAUGAACUCCCAGGGGCAGAGCCAGCCAGUCUACAGGGCUGCCCUCACCAAAAGGAAGAUCUCAGAAGAGGAUGAAUUGGACGUCCCUAAAGACAUCAGUGUCCGAGUGAUGUCAUCCCAGUCUGUGCUCGUGGCCUGGGUGGAUCCUGCUUUGGAAAAACAGAAGAAAGCAUCAAGACAGUACACCGUGCGCUACCGAGAAAAGGGCGAGUCUGCCAGGUGGGACUACAAACAGGUCGCCAACAGGCGUGCCUUAGUGGAGAACCUGAUUCCAGACACCGUGUAUGAGUUUGCAGUCCGGAUCUCCCAAGGGGAGAGAGAUGGCAGGUGGAGCACGUCUGUCUUCCAGAGAACACCGGAAUCUGCUCCUACCACAGCUCCUGAAAACUUACACGUCUGGCCAGUGAGUGGCAAGCCGACCGUGGUCACCGCCUCCUGGGAUGCGCUGCCCGAGACGGAGGGGAAAGUGAAAGAAUACAUCCUUUCCUACGCCCCGGCUCUCAAGCCCUUCGGAGCUAAGUCCCUCAUCUAUCCCGGGGACACCACUUCUGCCCUGGUGGAUGGCCUGCAGCCUGGGGAACGCUACCUGUUCAAAGUCCGGGCGGCCAACAGAAGAGGCCCUGGGCCUUAUUCCAAAGCUUUCGUUGUGGCCAUGCCAACAGUAGAAGGCGCUGAUGUCUCCCAGAACACAGCUGAAAACUGGAAGCCUGAAAGCCCCCAGCCUCCCUCCUCUCCACCCCAGUCCCCAGCCUCCUCAGGGCACAGCAAUGCCAAGGACCUGCUUCUGGACUUGAAGAACAAAAUACUGGCUAAUGGGGGGCUGCCCAGAAAGCCCCUGCUCCGCCCCAAGAAGAUCCAAGAGCCGGACCCUCAGUCAACAGAAGUCACCCAGGAGGAGGAGGAGCUGGAUUCACUAGAGAACCCCCGGGCAUCACAAGACCAGAGGCAACCUUUGAGGCCAGCAAUUAGACCAGGCCCCUCGGUCCUGGCUCCUGGCAGGACUCCAGCUAGGGCCAGAGUGCCGCUGCCACCCCGACAGGAAGCUGUGGACAGGCGGGGCUCGGCACUGGCCGCCCACCCUGGCCGGGGUGCCCCUCAGCGCCCUACAGCAGGGCCCAUAGCCAACUCUGCCAACAAUGACGCAGUGGACUCGGAUGAGGAUGAGGACCCCAAAGUCAUCUCCUCCCAGCAGCUGCCUCCCAAGAGCCAGGCCCCAGCCCCCGGACGCCAAUCCACUGCCAACGUACCCCACCAGGGUAUGAAACCGGCUUUGCCAGCACGCAGGGUGCCCCACCCAGUGGCUGUGGAGGAAGAGACGAGGCCUGCCUCAAGACCUGCCCUACCUCAUAGGGGUGUGCCCCUGCAAUCCACUGCACCUUCCCCAGUCUCUACACCUUUGCCCUCCAGGAUCCAGCUGUCUAGGGGUGGGGGCGCUCCUGAUGAUGACAACAGCAGGAGGCAGGACCCCACCCUGCGGACCCGGCCAGCCUCUGGACACCUCACUUUGCUCCGAAAUAGGCCCUUUACUGCCCACGGCAGGUUUCCCAACCGACUGGGCAAUGGCCGAGGACUGCGGCUGCAGCCCUCCCGUGCCCCUCCCCAAGCCACCACUGCCUCCACAGAGCAUCCCAGAGUUCAGCCACAGCUAGCCUUGGCUGGCUCAGAAGGGGAGGAUGAGAAACCACUCCCUGCCACUGUGGUCCAUGACCAUGGGUCUUCCUCCUCCAGGCAGCCAGCCCCUCGGGGCUGGGACCCCCUAAGGAGAGGCCCCCAGAGAGGGACCAGCCCUUACCACAAAGAGGCCAUUCCAGAGAGUCCCAAAUCAGCUGGGGCAGUGGAUCCUUCUAGGGAGAAGUCCGCCGUCCUGACCCACAAGACACAGGAGGCUGAGCAAAGCACAGGUGCAGAGGAGGCCAAUUCUCCCAAGGCACGGCCUGGCUCUGCCAGCCACCAGCUGCCUCCUGCCCAGCCACAGCCUGACCACGAGGACAACAGAGCCCAGGCUGGUCGGCCUGACGACGGAGCCCAGCGUGCACGUGCGGGCUCCUUCCUGAGGCCUGGCUGGGCCGGCAGCCCCCAGUCCCAACCCCGACUGCUGGUUCCCAGCAGGUCAGGGGUCCAGGCUGCUCCAGGGAAGAAGGAGGCGCCUUCCAAGAGGCCCCUACCGUCCAAGUCUCAGCAGUCCGUGUCAGCGGAAGAGGAAGAGGAGGAAGAGGAAGGGGAGGAUGUGGAGUACCUAAAAGGGGGAAAGGAAGGCCCUCUGCCUCCCUCCAUUUCUAAGUGGCCCUCUGCUCCUGGCACCAGGGCCAGCAAGUACGCCAAGGACAAGUCUAUGCCUGUAGGCGCCCCCAGAACACCCCAGCCCUCUCACAGCCCUGCGACCAGCGCCCCGUCCUGGCCGAGGCAGCCCACACAUGCGCCACCAAGCUUCUCCUCCACCACGCCCAUGCUCUCGCUGCGCCAGCGGAUGCAGCGCAGGUUCCGCACGCCGCUCUCCCGCCAGCCGCCCAGAACCCCGCAUGCACAAGGUUACAAUGGCAGACCAAAUGUGGACCUGAAAGAACUGCCCGGUAGUAAUGGAAAACCCAACGGACAGAGAAUUAUCAAUGGCCCUCAAGGAACAAAGUGGGUUGUGGACCUUGACCGUGGGUUAGUGUUGAAUGCAGAAGGAAGACACCUCCAAGAUUCCCAAGGGAAUCCCCUGCGGGUCAAACUGGGAGGAGACGGUCGAACCAUUGUGGAUCUUGGUGGGACGCCUGUGGUGAGCCCCGACGGCCUUCCUCUGUUUGGACAGGGACGACAUGGCAAGCCACUGGCCAGCGCCCAGGAGAAGCCCAUUUUGAGUCUUGGAGGGAAACCUCUAGUGGGCUUGGAAGUCAUCAGAACAACCACCCUUCCCCCCACCACAAUGUUGCCCCCAACCACAACUACCACCCCUCUGCCCACCACCAUCCCACAGCCAAUGACCACCACCACUACUACCCGCCGCCCUACCACCACCACCACCACCACUCGCCGCCCCACCACCACCACCACUCGCCGGACCACCACCACCCGCCGCCCAACUACGACCACUACCACCACCACCACCACCACCACCACCACCACCCCUGAACCCACCACCUCAGCCCCCACCUGUCCCCCUGGCACCCUGGAACAGCACGAUGAUGAAGGCAACUUGAUAAUAGGUUCAAAUGGGAUCCCGGAAUGCUACCCUGAAGAAGAUGACUUCUCGGGCUUGGACACGGACACGGCUGUUCCCACAGAGGAAGACUACGUGGUAUACGAUGAAGAUUACCAGCUGGAGACCUCAACGUCACCAACCCCCACAAAACCCACAACCACAGCUGCCACCCCGAAGGUCGUCCCAGAGCAAGGCACCAUCCUAUCGUUUCCUAAAGAGGAGUUCGAUCUGGCUGGAAAGAAGCGAUUUGUCGCUCCUUAUGUGACGUACCUAAGUAAAGACUCAGCAGCUCCAUGCUCUCUGACGGAUGCUCUGGAUCACUUCCAAGUGGAAAGCCUGGAUGAAAUCAUCCCAAAUGACCUGAGGAAGAAUGACCUGCCCCCUCAGCAUGUCCCCAGAAACAUCACUGUGGUUGCCAUGGAAGGCUGUCACUCAUUUGUCAUUGUGGACUGGGACAAAGCCAGCCCUGGAGACGUGGUAACAGGGUAUUUGGUGUACAGUGCAUCCUAUGAGGACUUCAUCAGAAACAAGUGGUCCACACAAGCCUCUUCUGUGACUCAUUUGCCCAUUGAGAACCUGAAGCCAAACACAAGGUAUUAUUUCAAAGUUCAAGCCAAAAAUCCACAAGGCUAUGGACCCAUCAGCCCAUCGGUCUCAUUUGUCACAGAAUCAGAUAACCCUCUGCUCGUCGUGAGGCCCCCAGGUGGCGAGCCCAUCUGGAUACCAUUUGCUUUCAAGCAUGACCCCGGCUACACAGACUGCCAUGGGAGACAAUAUGUGAAGCGGACGUGGUACAAAAAGUUUGUAGGAGUUGUUCUUUGUAAUUCACUGAGGUAUAAGAUUUACCUUAGUGACAACCUGAAAGACACGUUCUACAGCAUUGGAGACAGCUGGGGAAGAGGUGAAGACCACUGCCAGUUUGUGGAUUCACACCUUGAUGGGAGAACGGGGCCUCAGUCCUACGUGGAAGCCCUCCCCACCAUUCAAGGCUACUACCGCCAGUAUCGCCAGGAACCAGUCAACUUCGGCCAGAUCGGUUUUGGAACCCCCUACUACUAUGUGGGCUGGUAUGAGUGUGGGGUUGCCAUCCCAGGAAAGUGGUAAUCCCUGGAGCCAUGGUCCUGCAAGUUCAACCGUCCAGUCCUGGCCUGCCAGCCGACUCAUCCCAGGCACUGUGAGCAAGAGAAAGACAGUCACACACUCCGCCACCCCUCUGCUCCUGGCUGGCGGGGAGGCCAUGGGAUGAACACUGGACGAUUUCAUCAUCUUAAGUCUGGAACUCAGUCCCACUUACUGACCUUGACUGUGAGCAGGACAUGGCCUUGCCAUUCACUAUGCGUGUCAUGGUUUCUGUCUGUAGUGGUACAACCAGAGUCAUCACCAAGUAACCACUUUCCAUGACUCACAGACUAAAUUAUGGUCACAGAGUGUGGGCACUCGGACACCUCCAGGGAACAGCAGAGCCGUGCCAUGUGCUUUCUAUGUUGCUUGUUUUGGACACUCCCAAGCCAGCCCAUUUUAAGCUUCAGAUCUCUAUGUAUGCAGCAGAACCAAGUUACUAAGAACACCGCCCAAAGAACCACAGCCUACCUGAAGUUUAUUCUGUGGACUUGCCCACUGCUAGAGAAUAUCUAUCGUGUUGUUUGUCAGUUCUCAAAUGUGGUCUAUAUGUAUAUAUGCAUAUACAUAGGCACCCUGGUCUGCAAGACUAUUGAUUAAAAUGGCUAUAUUUGUACUUUGUUCACG
Molecule: messenger RNA, 5631 nt
Organism: Ochotona curzoniae (black-lipped pika)
Lineage: Eukaryota; Metazoa; Chordata; Mammalia; Lagomorpha; Ochotonidae
Gene: FNDC1
Product: fibronectin type III domain containing 1
Exons: 25
Coding region: 1-4989 (1662 amino acids)
Molecular function (GO): protein binding
Source: RefSeq, a predicted model, not a curated record